Messenger RNA from Triticum aestivum (bread wheat), 7724 nucleotides. RefSeq lists its product as uncharacterized. Bases 1208 to 3118 code for a protein of 636 amino acids. Gene Ontology annotation, molecular function: zinc ion binding; nucleic acid binding. NCBI's taxonomy places the organism in Eukaryota, Viridiplantae, Streptophyta, Magnoliopsida, Poales, Poaceae. The record is from RefSeq and is a predicted model, not a curated record. The transcript is spliced from 7 exons.
UCACUUGCCAUGCUCGGUGGAAAAAUGCAUUCUUUCCUGAGGCCUUGUUUGAUAGGGGAGGUUUUGUAGCUCCAAAAGGGUACGAGGAUUUGAGAGGGUUUGGUGAAUCCCUCUCCUCCACCAAUCCCCUCAAUUGCUCACUAAUCUCCAUCCCCUCAUAAAUCUCUCUAUUUUUUAAGCCUCCUACAACAGCAGCAGCAUAGUGAGCGUCCCUGCGUGUUUUCUGUUCCACGAGUGGCUACUAGGGUUUUCUGUACCACGUGGAUUGAGAGAGUUUCAUGGGGAUCAGAGGGGGUUGGCCUAUUCAAUCCCUGCGGCCAGUUUUGAAAUGGCAGCAUGAUUGUUAGCGUGUGACAUCAAAACGGAUGGCGCUCCCGAGCUCUGGCGACUCUGGCGCCUGCGACGGCGCGUGCCCGUCGCCGGUGGCGCCUCCCGCCUCUACUCCUGCCGCCCCCUCCGGCGAAUGCCCCGCGCCGGCGGCCGCGCCUCUUCCCUCCUACCCUGCAGCUCCCGCUGCCGCUCCCUCCACGCCUCGGAACCGUUGGGCGGACUUCGCCGACGAUGAGCCUUUCCCGCCUCCCGCCGUACCCGCCCCCUCGCUCGCCGCCGCCCCUCGUCGCGCCGCGCCGGGCUGGCAGCUCAGCCCCCCACGUGAGGGGCUCUGCUGCAGGCCCGCGUGCGCCGCGGUCGCCGCCGGCGACGCCCUCGAGCCCGUCUUGGGCGGAGGAGGGCCAAGGUGCGUGCUUGACUGGUGGAUCCGCUCGCCACCGGCGCGGUUGCUCGCGGGCUGGCCGCUCCGACCGGGGCACCGCCCGCUCCUCCUGGCGCCGCCCGGCGGCCUCCCCUUCUUCCUCGGCGUCGCGCUCCGCGGGCUCCUCCCCGACCCCGUUCUUGCGUUCCUCCCCAUACAGGCCUUUCAUCGCGACCUUCGGGUCCUCCAACCUCCGGUUCUCCGCCCUGGCCGCCUGUGCCGGAGUCGCGUCGGCGGCGGCGGCGGCGCUCGCCCCUGGCAGGGAAACCCUUGCCCCCCCCCCCCCCCCCCGCCGCCUGGGCCGGGCUGCUGGUGUCCCUGGGCUACUGGGCCCCGGCCCGUCCCACCUGCUGGGCCGCAUCUCUGCCAUGCCGGGUGGCUCCCCUUCCCCCUGGGCCGGCCCACCUGCGCUGGGCCACCGGGUUGCCCUAGGCCCAGGGCGGUGGCCCCUUCCAUAUGGCUACCGUGCGGCCUCCCUCGACCCCCCUCCCCUACGCCGCCAUUUCGUCUCGUGCCCAACCCCUGCCCAUCGCAUCCCUCCCUGCUCCAAGUCCGGCACCUCCCUCGCCCCAGCCGGCCGCCCCCCUCCUUCCCCCUCGCCUCUCCCACCGCCCCCGCCCCCCUCCCCUACUCCGGCCCCCCAUGCCGCGUGACUGGGAUGAUGGGGCGGCCCGGUCCAAGAGGAAGGCCGACGACUCCCGCGGCCAUCCCGCCCUUCUCCGGACGGCCUCCGGCGCGAGCUCCGGGAGCUCCGGGAGGGGCGCCGCUCGCCCGAGCGUCGGGAGGGUCGGGGCCGAUCGCGGUCUCCUCGGCCGGCUGCCUCGGGGAGCGCUCCCCCUCCCCUCCCCGACCUUCACGGCACAUCUCCCCCCGUGCUCGGGAUGGGAUCCUUCCGACUCCGACUCCCCAAUGCUACGUUCCGCCCCAUGCAUCCGCCCCCACGGCCACGGCCCCGGCUCGUGCUUCGGGCGGUGGCGCCGAUCGCGGCCGCACGGGGCCGGCCAAGAAGAAGAAGCGUUGGGGUGUCCGCGGUGCUCCGCCCAUGCCCCCCUCGACGGCCCCGGGAUCUUCCACCACGCCCGGGCCCGUCUCUGGUCUCCCUCGCCCCCCUGCUUCAACUGCGGGGUGGGGGGACACUCGCAAGUCAACUGUGUCAAUCCCCAAUGCUACUACCUCUGCAAGGAUCCAGGCCACCCCGCGCUCUUAUGCCCGGAUCGACCGGUCGUGUCGGAGCUCAUGAUGUACGGACACGGUAUCGAGGGGCUGGGCUUCUUCCACCUUGAGGUGCCCGACGUCCCGCCUUCCUCCCCCUCCCUCCAGGCGGUCGUCACGGUGGUUGACGGGGUGGCAUCCCCGGAGAUGAUUGAGGCCGAGCUCAACCACCUCUACCGCCGCCAGUGGGACUGGGUGGUCACCCCCACUGCUGGCCACAUCUUCACCGUCGUCUUCCCCGACUCUGUCAGCUUCGGCUACACGACGCGUAGUGGCCGGAUCACGCUCGCGCUCAACCAGCUGGUUGUCGACAUCUCCGAGCCGAUCCUCGACGCUCAGGCCGUGGCCGUCCUCGACACCGCUUGGAUCCUUGUCUCCGGCCUCCCUCACAUUGCGCGGUCUGAGCUCGUCAUCCGCCAGAUGUCCCGCCUCUUGGGCAAGGUGGUGGUGGUCGAUGAGCUCUCUCUGCGCAAGGAGGAGGUCGUCCGGGUCAAGGUCAAGUGCCUUGACUCCUCCAAGCUUCACACCACCGUCCGCGUUUUCUUCAACGACCAGGACUUCGACCUCAGGAUCGCCCCCGAGCCCCCCAACCAUGUCGGCCGCCCCCGCUCCUUCGACGCCGGCCUCCCGGGUGGCAACCCGGGAACUGAUGGGGACUACCACGGUCGUCACCGUGCGCGCUCCCACCGCUCGGAUGAGGAGGGGGGUUCGAAGGACUCCUGCUCCGCUCCCCGCCCCCCUCCCCCUGCCGCGGGGGGUAAGGGCCACCAGGCCGCACCCAGCAUGCUCCUCAGCGGUCCAUCAGUCUCUGUGGCGACUUCCUCCGGGGCGAGCGACAUCUCCAGCCUUGGCCUGGUCGUUUGCCCGGCAUCUUCACCUCGCUCCCCUUCCUCGUCUGCUCCCGUCGCGAUGGACCCGGCGGCUCCGGUCCCCAGGCUGCCUCCUGCAACCUCGGUGGCUCCUCCUGAGGGGGAUGACCCCCCUGCGGUGGACUCCCCCCUCCGGCGUCGCCACCCACGGUCGCUCUGCCCACCCCGACCGAGGCGCCGCCUCCCCCGCCGCCUCCGUCGGCGGCUUCUGCCGCGGGUUGCGCCCCCCCCCCUCCGCCGAUGUUGCGCUCAUCCGCGACCUUGUCUCCGUCUCCUCUCCUCCUAGGCUGCUCCGGGACUGCACCUCUGGCUUCGCCCGCGGAGGCCCUGACCUUGGACGGGGAGGCUAGGGUGACCACCCCGAUGGCUGCCCAGCCCCCCCCCUCCACGGUCCGCCGCCUACUCUCGCCGCGGCCGGUCGACCUCCUCCCCGGUGAUUGCUUCCCGUCGGAGCGCUCAGCUGGACGCUGCUCACCCCGAGGGCAGUCCGGCUCUGCCCAUCCCCGAGUGGGCAGAGCUCCGCGCUGCUGCUCGGAACCUGGAGCCAGGUACGCCUGCCGUCCCCCCUUCGGCUUCUUCUUGCUCCUUUUCUGCGCUCGAGUCCAUUCCUCUCGGCAACCUCUCUAAGGUUGCCUCUGACUCCGCUAUCAUCUUUAGGGGGAAGCUGGUCCCACCCUAGUCCAGAUCGCGGCUAUUAGAGCCCGCGAGAUUCUUGACGGGAGGUUGGCGGAGGCCCGUGCGGCCUUCCUUUUACCUCCCGUCCCUCCUGCGGCUGGUGAGCCCCUUCCCCCGUCCGCGCCGCGGCUGACAGCUCCCCCCUCCCCCCCCCCCAUCGGUGGGGGUGGAGAUCCGUGGUCGCACCCGCUCCCGCACCGCGGCCCUCCGCGCUCAAAGCGCCUCUCGUGUCCUAGGGUCAAGCAGCCCCCCGAUGGCGCCUUAAUGCUUGCAUUAUUCUGGAACAUCCGCGGUUUCGGCCAUGAUGGCCGACGCCGCCAACUUGUGGAGUACAUGCGGGAGGAGCACAUUGACAUAGUUGCCAUUCAAGAAACCAUGCAUCUUGAAUUCUCGCUCCCUAAGCUUGACCGUCUGAGCUCCCACCUCUUUGCGUGGCAUUGGCUCCCUUCUAGUGGGAGCGCCGGAAACUCGGGUGGCAUCCUCUUAGGCGUGAAGGAUGCCACCUUUGAGGUGGGGAGCAUGGAUCGAAGGGAAUUCUUCGUUAGCAUGGAGCUGUUCGAGAGAUCUCUAAACUUCAAGUGGGAGGUCAUCAUCGUCUACGGGCCUGCUGACCAUAGUCGGUCGGCUGCCUUCCUAGAGGAGCUCCACCAGAAGAUCUCUGCAGCCUCCCUUCCGAUGGUGGUGGGAGGCGAUUUUAACCUCCUGCGCGUGGUGGAAGACAAGAGCAAUGAUAAUGUCUGCUUUGCGCGGAUGCAAAUGUUCAAUGACUUCAUUGCUGAUCUCGGUCUUCGCGAGAUCGAUAGGAUUGGUGCCAGGUUCACCUGGACCAACCGGCAAGCCUCCCCGACCCAGUCCAUCCUGGACCGGGUCCUAGUGUCCCCAGAUUGGGACAUCCGCUGCCCCUUAGCCUCCCUUCGCGCCAUCACGAGGAUUGGCUCGGAUCAUGUGCCCCUUCUCCUCUCCUCUGCUGACGAGCGUCCGCCAGUCACCCCUCGAUUCCGGUUUGAGACCUUCUGGCUCUCCCAGACCGGGUUUAUCGAGGCCGUGGGCGCUCGGUGGAUCGAGGCUCGCGCCCACCCCCACCCCCGCCCUCCUUCGGCCUUGACUCGCGGCACUUCUGCGCGAAACGCGGGAGGCAGUUCAUGAAGGGAGGGUGUGUUUAAUGAAUGUGUUCUCUGGCUGCAUGCUAAAUUUUGCUAGUGGUUGGUGUAUUGGGAUGUUAUCUUCAUGGAAUUAAUGCCAUGGUCUGGUCAUGAUCAAUUAUUCAACUCUAAGCUACUGGUGUUAUCAUGGUUUAACUCGCUAGCUUGACUAAUGACUCUAUGGUUCAUGCUUAACCAUGUUUGGCCUCCGCAAGAGGCACCCUCCAUGGACGACAUUGACGAGGAACAUGCGGGACCACAUGCCCAGGUUGUCGAGCUCGCCUGCUAUAAGUACAGAUUUGCUAUGAUUUCUUGAUUACAUGGGAUUAGAAAGGAGAUGAUGCCCAGUUGGUGUCGCAUCUUCUGUGCACCGUGGAGGUGGUGGCCGCAGCUUCCUCGGUUCUAGAUCACACAUGUUGACUCGUCUUUGAAGCACGGAGAAGUCGAUGCCUCAAAGGCACUUGCAUUGAUACCGUUGACAGCUAAUUACCGAGGGAAUGAUCAUGAUUUCGUGCACUCUCCUGGGGUCAUAUCCUCAGCUAAGAAAGCUGUAGCGAACUCGCGAGCUAUUGUUCCAGUUACACCUGUAGAUUCGAGCAGAGGCGAUAGUUCCAACAAAUAAGGUGAAGAGAUCAUUAGAAAAAGAGGCAGCUCAAAUUAGACGUCCGUUCUCUGUUGCUGAAGUGGAAACACUUGUGCUUGCAGUCGAAAAGAUUGGAACUGGAAGACGGCGAGAUGUUAAACUUCAUGCUUUUGAUAACGCCAAGCAUCGGACCUGUGUUGAUCUUAUGGCAAUACAGAACCACCAGGGCAGGGUGGCCGAGCAGAGUUGUUUCCGUUUAUGGCUACAUGGACCACGGUGCAGAGACGAUGUUGUCUAGCAUGAGUUUGGUCAGCAAAGCAGCCCUGCUUGUUUCGGUGCUCAUUCCUGUGCGGUGCCUUUGGUUGCUGCUUCCUCUUCGACUCCGGCAUAGGGAUAAAUAAAGAUGUUGGCCCUUACAAAUCCUGGAAACUCACACAGGUUGAUUAGAAAGGGUUGAAAUACAAGGAAAACUAGGCUCCGAGAGUACUCCCUCUCCCUCGUUAAAUUUUGUUCCAAUCAUCACAUUAUGAUCACCUGCCGGUUUAGCAACAUACUUUUGGUAGCAUUAAGAUAUUUUUUCAUAGAAUGGUGAAACCUUUUAAUGUUUGUCCGAAUCCCCGGAAAUGAUACUUUUAUAACCAGAGUAUGAAAUUCAUAGUUAGCGAUCGGGUCACUCCAAAGGAGUUAAUGGAUAUUGAUUGCUCCCAUGGCUUUUGCAUAUAUUUCUUUCUGUGGUGCGGAUUGCUUCGGAUGCACGACAGUGGCAACUUAGUUCCAAACUUUAUUUAGGGCAUGUGUUUAGUGUUGGUGCGAUAGAUACUGAUGUCGUUAUCCCCAAAAGCGUAAAUCCGAGCUUGUCGUCACAAUAUUUGUGCUUUGCAAGAUUCUGUGGGUGCUAUGUUGUUAUACCGAAAAAGGCUUUCGCCCCGCUUUAUAUAUAAAGCACCAACCACACAUUACAGCCAUCACCACAACAAAGAAGGAAAAGAAGAUAAAACAAAAUCGACAAGGGUACAAACACUACGGAACAACAAGCGACGGCCUCCGAUCAUGCCAUCGACGCAACUGCGACAAGGGAGCAAUUCGCCACCGGAGGGAGGCCACGCUCCAUCAACUCCCAAGGGCCAACCCUGUUGUCCUACCUUCUGCCGCUGCCUCCGAAGAGGGCACCCCUGCCCUCUCGUCCUGGAUCGAAGGACGCCGACCCGUCAGGAGGCAGAACAGCUCACCCCUGAGCACGGAUGGACUGGCCAACAUGUUGCCGGGGAGAGGACGAGCCCUGGCCACCUCACCUCUCACAGGAACCCAUACAUCACGCACGUCACCGGCCAAGACCAAGAAGCCCAUCGCCAUUGCCGAGCAGGGACACGACAGAAACAGGCAAACCACCACCGCGCCGAUCCCCUGACCAUCCUGGACUCCCAAGGCAGCGUCUUCAAGAAGAAAACGACGCCGAUGCGCCGUCGCCGCCCAAUCAAGAGAUUUUAGGCUUUCGCCCGGGACCAUGGGGUGGAGGCGAGGAGAGGGUCUCGAUGUCGCCCACCAGAGGGAGAACGGCGCCGCGAGCGUCGCCAACAUCGUGACCGGCACCGCCGGUCAAGGGUUUCCCCUGACCCAGAGCUUGCAUCGCCAUUGCUCCGCCAACCAGCCGAGCAGGACGUCCGGAGGAAGGCCGCAGACCGGCCAGCAGAGGAGGAAAGCGUGAUGAAGCCGCCAACUUCAGAUCGAAUCCAAGCCCGCCGCCGACUCGCCGCCCAACACGGCCAAGACGGCGCACCGAGUGCCGGCGUCAAACCCCGUCGACAAGGGGAAGACGCCCUCUCCAGCAGUGGCCGCCGCCACCCGCAACGCCCGCAGCCCCCAGAGGGCCAGAUCGGCCGCGCCAGACCAAACCCCCGCUGCCGCCGCGGGGCCGCACCGCCGCCUCCCAGCACCAAAGCUGCCAGAUCCGCACGCCUCCGCCGCCGGAGGCCCCGCCGGACCCAGCUCCCCCACGAGCGGCGGCCCGCGCCGCCGAGAUCCCGACGAGGAGAGGAAGGAGAGAGCCCCGCCGCUGCCAGCACCGCACGGGCUUCGCCCGGCGGACGCCCUCCGGCAGCGGCGAGGAGGAGGAGUGAGCGAGGGCGGAGCCUUGCGCCGGCGACGGAGGGGAAUCUCCCGUGACGCGCUCGCGGGGCGCGUUGCGGGAGCGGGGGGAGAGGAGUCCCUCACUUACGAAUAUCACAAGAGCCGUGCUAUGUUGUUAUGACUGUAGAUUUCCUUCCUGCCUCUACAAAAGAUGUCACACCUUUGUAAUUCUUUGUCGUUUCUAUUCUCAAACUUGCAAAGAGGAUGGUGAGUUCAAGAUUGUUGUCGAGUACUCAAAAUAUCAGAAGAUCGUUGUCGAUGAUAUUGAUUGCUCCCUGGUUGUUAAGUAACUUGUUGCGCAUACAUUUUUUUUUUACAUUAUUAUAGGAUUUGCAAGUGCUGCAUUAAGCUGUUGUUUACAUGAU